Messenger RNA from Oikopleura dioica, 360 nucleotides. Lineage: Eukaryota; Metazoa; Chordata; Appendicularia; Copelata; Oikopleuridae. The record is from the annotation of a GenBank genome assembly.
AUGGGAUUCUAUUAUGGCUACACAGGAGCAGAGGAGACUCCAGCGGACGGUGAGGUUUUCGUGGAAGAAGAGCCCAAACCAAGCUUCUUCCAGCAGAUGUGCCUCAAGUUGAGGCGGUCUUCCAGCGAAAGUGAGUACGAAGACGAAAGCGAGCUGGAAUCGACGGCCGAAGACGAAGACGAAGUCGACCCCGAUCUCAUCCUCAAAGUCCACAGACUCGAUGUGACUAUGUUUCUGCUCAAGGAGAAGCAGUCCUUCAAAGACAUGAACGAACGUGACCAACGAUCUAUGGAACGAUCUCUGCAUGAGCGACUUUCGCUGCGGUGGCCGACCAGCUCCGGGUUCCUUCAUUAUCUUUGA